Messenger RNA from Dentiscutata heterogama, 308 nucleotides. The record is from the annotation of a GenBank genome assembly. Lineage: Eukaryota; Fungi; Glomeromycota; Glomeromycetes; Diversisporales; Gigasporaceae.
AUCCAAGAGUGCCAUAUUAUGAGAAUAUUUGGUUUAGCUAUAUUCCUCCUGAAAGAAUUCCAAACGUGAAAUCAUUCUUACCAGAAAGGAGCACUAUUAUUAUUUUUGAGGAUUUGUGUGUUGCCCCAGAGUAUAUACAAAAUCAAAUUAUCCCUUUCUUUACUCACAGGCGCCACAGGAACAUUUCACCUAUUUAUGUAACACAACGUUAUCAUAAAGUUCCCAUUAUUAUUCGAGAAAAUGUCUCCCAUUUAGUGAUAUUUAAUGGUGGUAGUAGUGCUCACGAUAUCUCCAAAAUUGUUGGAUGA